This is a messenger RNA of Coffea eugenioides, 2240 nucleotides long. RefSeq names its product protein root UVB sensitive 4. The record is from RefSeq and is a predicted model, not a curated record. The coding region runs from base 177 to 1793 and encodes 538 amino acids. NCBI's taxonomy places the organism in Eukaryota, Viridiplantae, Streptophyta, Magnoliopsida, Gentianales, Rubiaceae. The transcript is spliced from 10 exons.
UGGGACAUCCCAUUCCCAGUCCGCCUGCCUUCUUCGUCGUACAGUAAAUUCCCCGCAAUUAGGCCAAGGCGAAGGCAGAAAAGCUCCAUCUUCAGCUACUAGAGAAAUCAGAACGCGCACGAGAAUCCAGUUCUUCCUAUCUCCCUUUCUAUUGUUUUCAUUUUAGAGGUUUUCUCAUGCAAUCCAGUUUAUGUGCAACUUCUAUCAACUCUACUCAUUGCCACCAUUCGUGGGCUUCUUCUCCCAAUGCCAAAAUUUCCUUAAUCGAACCGGCCAAAACAGUUAAACCCAUAACCCUCGUUAAACCCUUAAGAGUUGUAAGCUCCCUGAAAUCCUCGUUCAACUUUCACAAGGACUUUGACUUUGAAAAAGAAGACCACCAAAACCACAAAAAUCAACAAGAACAAGAACAACCCACAAAUUCUUAUCACCUUCCCAUUGUUAUUCGAAGUUCCGGCAGUGCUUCAAGGUACUUCUGGGAUGGUAACGGACUGAAAUUGGUAUCUAUUCACGAGAAUUCUUUUUCUUUAUGGGACUUUUGUCUUGAUUUUGAUGAUGCGGUUCGGAGGCUGGUUAGAAUCUGCAAUUCUGCUUUGAGAAACUUCUUCCUCCCAAGGGAAGUGAGUGGAAAUUAUCUGGAAUAUGUUAAAUGGAAGUUGUUGCACAGAGUUUUCAGCUCAGCUCUUCAGGUUCUUGCUACCCAGGCAAUGUUCAGGGCAAUUGGAAUAGGCUACAAAAGGUCGCUUCCCUCGGCCGCCGCUUUGAAUUGGGUGUUGAAGGAUGGGCUUGGACGGCUGAGCAGGUGUAUCUACACUGCUAGCCUAGCAUCUGCUUUUGAUACCAACCUUAAGAGAGUCAGGUUCUCAACGUCUGUUCUCUUCAGUUUGAGCAUUGGAGUUGAGCUGCUGACUCCGCUUUUUCCCAGCUACUUCUUGCUGCUUGCUUCGGUUGCCAAUAUUGCAAAGCAAAUAAGCCUAGCAUGCUACUUGGCCACUGGUACAGCUGUGCAUAGAAGCUUUGCAGUUGCCGAUAACCUUGGUGAAGUUUCUGCGAAGGCACAGAUUCAAACAGUUUGUUUUGAUAACCUUGGUCUUGUGCUAGCAGUGCUCUUAAAUAUCAUGCUUAGAAAUAACCAAAGAGUGCAGGCAGCUCUACCAUUUGUGGUAUACCCAAUCUUCUCGGCAAUUGAUCUUUUUGGAAUUUAUCAAGGGCUGAAGCAUGUGCAUCUGCAAACACUGACCAAGGAUAGGCUUGAGAUUAUUAUUAAUGCAUGGAUUCAUCAAAAAUACAUUCCAUCACCUGCUGACAUAAGUAGAGAGGAAGGUAUCAAUUGCUCGUGGAGAAAAGGCAGGGAACUUUGGCCAAUUAGAAUUGGUUGCUUAAAUGUGAGAGGUCAACUACCUCAGCUAGCAAUGCUGACAAUGCAAGCUUUGAAGGACGAGGAUUUCUAUUUCAUAUGCAUGGAGAGAUUCAGCAAAGGAUUGUCGAGAAUUGAUCGACAUGGGAUUGUUCUUUCUAUACGGGAAGGAGCAUGCUAUUCAGAUGUUAUGACAGGUUUACUGCAGGCAUGUUACAUCCGCAAACAUCUUGUAAGUGGCAGGAACAGUGUUGAAUCCGCUGAGUGCCCCUAUCCACAUUCUCAAGAAUGGUUCAAAUUGAUCGACGACAGCAAGAAGUUAGCGAAAUUGAAUGUGAACAUUUUGAAUGAAGAGAUGUUGGCUGUGGGGUGGGCUUGUAAGAACAUUCUAUUGACUGCGCAGGAGCAAGCUCGAUAUAGUUUUGUGGCUGACUGAAGAGAUUAAGCAUCCACAGAAACCCAUUCUCCUGCUUCAAAUUGUUUUUCAGAAAGCCAAGGUAGGGGGGCAGGAUGGUGACAAGGGAGGAUGGUGACAAGGGAGAAGUCCAACUCGAAACAGAAUCAGAAGAUAAAAAAGCCACAAGGACAACCAAUUUACCAGAAGAGAAGAAAAGCAUUUAAUCCAGUAACCGGAAGAAAAGGAAGUCAGUUUAAUUUCCAUGCUAGAGGACGGCUUCGUGUGGCAAUAUUCUUUUGGACAGAUAGGAACUUAAAAGCAGAAUUUGUAGUUGUUGAGGGCAGUUUAGAAGCAAAAUGCGGAAUUAAAAGGUCCACUUUCAGAGGGCGAACUUUAGCAUCCUGUCACUUUGUCAACCUCGUGUAGAUUUUUGCCAGGUUGUGUCAUGCUUCAAUUUCAGAAAAGUUACUGCUAUUAUUCCAUUGA